Pistacia vera is the source of this 1029-nucleotide messenger RNA. RefSeq lists its product as uncharacterized. Gene Ontology annotation, molecular function: protein binding. The record is from RefSeq and is a predicted model, not a curated record. The coding region runs from base 29 to 760 and encodes 243 amino acids. NCBI's taxonomy places the organism in Eukaryota, Viridiplantae, Streptophyta, Magnoliopsida, Sapindales, Anacardiaceae. The transcript has a single exon.
AAGUAAAAAAUCUCCUGAGUUCACAGUUAUGGACCCUGGUGUAUCUCCAAGGAUUUCAGCUGAUUUCCAACAGAACAGGGAGAAUAAGAACCCAAAUUCUUCAAAAUUAGCUUUUGAACAUGUAAUUUUGGAUAAAACUGAUAUAACAAAGUCUGCAGUAAAUUUUGGUACUGUCACCCGGAAGAGCAGGGUCAUGAAGCGGAGAAGCCGGAACACGAGAGGCAAAAAUAAUGCUUUUGGUGGUGCUUGGAAUUCUAAACUUAGCCCCGAGUUUAGUAGUGAAGAUGGAAAAGAGGAUGGAGAGAAGGAGUAUGUUGGAUUCACGUCAAAUAUAUGUGAUGAUUAUUACCCCGAGAAUGGUAUUAAAGACUUUUCAGAUCAUGGAACACCAGCUACUAGCAAAGAGGCUUGUGAAUUUGAUGUGGAUGAAACCACUUAUGAUGCAUGGCAACCAGGUAAUUCCAGUGACUUUUGGAAGGAGGAUACUUUUUAUGUAGGGAAUGAUGCAUUUAUUAAUAAUGGUGUUGAAUGGAAUGAGAUGAGAUAUGGAGGUAGUGAUGUAAGUACUGUUCGGGGAUGGUUAGACGAGCUAGGAUUUGGUAAGUACGCAGGUGUAUUUGAAAUGCAUGAGGUGGACGAGGAAACCUUGCCGUUGCUUACCCUUGAAGAUCUCAAAGAGAUGGGUGUUUUUGCUGUUGGGCCUAGAAGGAAGUUGUAUAAUGCAAUACAGCAACUUAGAGGAGAAGUCGUUUCUGCUUAAUAACUUCCUCAACCUAGAUUGUAGGUAACUUAAUGUUUUUUGUUCUCACUGGCUCUUUUGUGCAGGAAAAAGUCACCAUGUAUGUACCUUUUUGAACCCCUAACAUGUUUUCAUUUUUUCGCUCGUUCUGCUGAUGAGAUAAGAUUAAUGCUUCAUACUCUUUUGUUUCUGUUAGAUAUUUCUUUCAGCACUUUUCGUCACUCACUUUCAAGAACCUUAUGUAAUUUGGGAUAUAUCACUGCCAACUGAGCAGACAAUUUUUGUUGGAA